UGUUACUGUUGGCAUGGCAACAGCAUGUUUUACGACAAUGUGUAGCUUUUCUCUUUCAUCAGCUGUCAAACGAGUUAAGACCACAGACUACAUAUAAAGUUGAAAGCUUAUAUAAAAGGAAGAUGGAGGACGUCACUGCUGGUCUGAACAGUUUGACCACUGACCCUGGAUUCACCGAGGAUGAGAAGACGGUAAUACACCUGCGUGCACGCGCGGCUGGACUGACGUUUAGCGGUUGCGCGCACGCUCUGUACCUGUGUAAACUCGUCCGUUCACUGAGAGGACACUGGGAACAGUGUCCACAAGGGGCCUCUGCUAUGACACCUGCAGCAGGAGAUGGUGACCUCUCUGUGGGGAUACUGGGAGCAGGUCACCUGGGUAAACAGCUAGUCCUCUCCCUCCUGGAAAUGACCGACAUCACACCAUCACAUAUCAAGGUUUCCACCAGAAGACCUAAAUCUGCAGUGGAAUUUGUCCCUACCGGUGUCGAGUGUUUCUUCGACAAUCGCCGACUGGCAGCAUGGGCAGACGUCCUGUUCCUCUGCUGUCUGCCCUCUCACCUCCCCAGAGUCUGUGGCCAUCUCCGCUCUUAUCUGUCAAAACACUGCCUGGUGUACAGCUUCAUCUCUGCUGUGCCUGUCACCAGAUUGGCUGAGCUUCUCGGACACGACUUCAUUCUGAAACCGCAGUAUGAGUUUGUGGGUGGUGACGCUGCAGACGUGUGGCUCUCCUGCUCGUCUCUGUCCAUGGCUUUGAAAGAUCCUUCACUGAUAGAGGCAUCGUGUCCUCUCACCGUGAGCGAUGGGAUUUCUCUGAGCGAGAACUGGCUGUGUGCAGUGUUGUGCAGCCUGCUGAACAUCUGCACCUCUGCUGGUCUGAGAUCCAGUGACGCUCUCUCCCAGAUAAACAGACUCUUUGAGGGGACAUGUACGAACGUCGUGCAUUUAACCCCGAGCAGUUUCAUCGGUUCUUCUCAUGCAUCCUCCCUCCGCGAAGAUGAGCCUUUUCCCUGGAUUUCUCUCACUGAUGCUCAGACCAAGGAGACACCACUGCUGAAGUUUCUGUUAAGUAAUGAAUGUGUGCAGCAGUGCGUCUCUGCAGCGUAUAAAUCCCUGCUGCUGACACCAGGAACUUUACACACUCACACUUUAAAGCAAAUCUUAUAUUCUCCAUCACAGCUUGAAGACUGUGUCCCUCAUGUCACACCAAAAGUUGAGAAAAUUGUACUGUAA
This is a messenger RNA of Platichthys flesus (European flounder), 1232 nucleotides long. RefSeq names its product NADP-dependent oxidoreductase domain containing 1 (gene noxred1). Bases 123 to 1232 code for a protein of 369 amino acids. Gene Ontology annotation, biological process: L-proline biosynthetic process. The record is from RefSeq and is a predicted model, not a curated record. NCBI's taxonomy places the organism in Eukaryota, Metazoa, Chordata, Actinopteri, Pleuronectiformes, Pleuronectidae. The transcript is spliced from 6 exons. Gene Ontology annotation, molecular function: pyrroline-5-carboxylate reductase activity.